This is a messenger RNA of Gorilla gorilla gorilla (western lowland gorilla), 1903 nucleotides long. RefSeq names its product ess-2 splicing factor homolog (gene ESS2). Gene Ontology annotation, cellular component: catalytic step 2 spliceosome. Bases 446 to 1642 code for a protein of 398 amino acids. The transcript is spliced from 10 exons. The record is from RefSeq and is a predicted model, not a curated record. Lineage: Eukaryota; Metazoa; Chordata; Mammalia; Primates; Hominidae.
CCUCUGCUUCAAGCUCCUCUCAGGUUCCCUCUCUCGGGUCUUGACACUCCGUCUCCUCGUGGAAGUGGAGGAGCCGGGUGUGGACGGUCCCACGAGUCAAGUAAACAGGGCAGAGGAAGACGUCUGUGGUGGAAGAGGCUGUAGUAGUGUUGUCAGGGAAAAAGAGGGAGCGGCUCUCUUUGUAUGGGACGGGGGUCAGGGAAAGAAGAUUUUCUGUUAAAGUGUGAGUAGGAGUUUGACAAACUGGAAGGAUGGUGGCAAAGAGGGCUUUCUAAAGAGCGGUGGCAGCAAGUGUGAAUGCUGGGGUUCCUGGAAAGAGACCGCAGUUGUGACAGCAUCUCGAGGCCUCCAGACGGUCAUCCAAAGGGAUUUCUUUCCUGAUGUGGAGAAGCUCCAGGCACAGAAGGAGUACCUGGAAGCUGAGGAGAAUGGAGACUUGGAACGGAUGCGCCAGAUUGCCAUCAAGUUUGGCUCUGCCUUGGGCAAGAUGUCCCGGGAGCCCCCGCCACCCUAUGUGACUCCAGCCACGUUUGAAACCCCUGAGGUGCAUGCAGGCACUGGAGUGGUGGGCAACAAGCCCAGGCCCCGCGGCCGAGGCCUGGAGGAUGCAGGAGAGGCUGGAGAGGAGGAGGAGAAGGAGCCGCUGCCCAGCCUAGAUGUCUUCCUGAGCCGCUACACGAGUGAGGACAAUGCCUCCUUCCAGGAGAUCAUGGAGGUGGCCAAGGAGAGAAGCCGGGCACGCCACGCUUGGCUCUACCAGGCUGAGGAAGAGUUUGAGAAGAGGCAGAAAGAUAAUCUCGAACUCCCGUCAGCAGAGCACCAGGCCAUCGAGAGCAGCCAGGCCAGUGUGGAGACCUGGAAGUACAAGGCCAAGAAUUCCCUCAUGUACUAUCCAGAGGGUGUCCCUGACGAGGAGCAGCUGUUUAAGAAGCCCCGGCAGGUGGUACAUAAGAACACACGCUUCCUUAGGGACCCCUUCAGCCAAGCCCUGAGCAGGUGCCAGCUCCAGCAGGCAGCCGCCCUCAAUGCCCAGCACAAACAGGGCAAGGUGGGCCCUGAUGGCAAGGAGCUGAUCCCCCAGGAGUCCCCUCGAGUGGGUGGAUUUGGAUUUGUUGCCACUCCUUCACCUGCCCCUGGUGUGAACGAGUCCCCGAUGAUGACCUGGGGGGAGGUUGAGAACACACCCUUGAGAGUUGAAGGGUCGGAAACCCCCUACGUGGACAGGACGCCGGGCCCAGCUUUUAAGAUCCUGGAGCCAGGCCGCAGGGAGCGGCUGGGGCUGAAGAUGGCCAACGAGGCCGCUGCCAAGAACCGGGCCAAGAAGCAGGAAGCCUUGCGGAGAGUGACGGAGAAUCUGGCCAGCCUCACCCCCAAAGGCCUGAGCCCAGCCAUGUCGCCAGCCCUACAGCGCCUUGUGAGCAGGACGGCCAGCAAGUACACAGACCGGGCCCUGCGGGCCAGCUACACACCAUCCCCAGCACGCUCCACCCACCUCAAGACCCCGGCCAGUGGGCUGCAGACCCCCACAAGCACACCGGCACCUGGCUCUGCCACACGCACCCCUCUCACACAGGACCCGGCCUCCAUCACGGACAACCUGCUGCAGCUCCCUGCCCGGCGCAAAGCUUCGGACUUCUUUUAGAGCCAGGCCUGGGCUGGGCUCAUAGACGCUUCACGGAGCCUGCAGGGCAGCUGUACACCCAGCAGAGGACUCCAGCCUUCUCGGGGCCCAGGCCUGGGCCAGAAGCUGUUGACUAUACCAGGAGUCACUGGAGAAAGGGGCUGUGCUGGGGCCAGGCUGGCACAAGGCACACAUGCCCACACCACACCCCAGGGCCUUGCCAAGCUGUUUGCUGUUUAAUUGGCCCCUUGAACUGUCAUUAAAGAACACCUAGGUACAGUC